Messenger RNA from Schistosoma spindalis, 2451 nucleotides. The record is from the annotation of a GenBank genome assembly. NCBI's taxonomy places the organism in Eukaryota, Metazoa, Platyhelminthes, Trematoda, Strigeidida, Schistosomatidae.
GAUAAUUGUUUUUGUUCUUCAUGAAUUACUUAAAUUCAGUUCUGGAACAAGGAUAUUAUUUAAAAUAUUAUGAACUUAUAAAGCACCAAUAUUAUCAUAAACAUAUCACAAAACGUCUGUUUAAGACAUCGUGUAGCGUAACUAAUCAUAAAACGCCGAUAGUAAAAUCCAAUGACUUUAAGAAUUCAUAUGAAUACAUUAUAAUUGGAGCUGGUUCAGCUGGAUGUGUUUUGGCCAAUCGUUUAAGUUUACCACAUCCUAAAACAAAAAAUUCUAGUAAAGUUCUGGUUCUGGAAGCUGGUCCUACAGAUGUUGGAAUCUCCAGAUGGACAAUUAAGAUGCCAGCUGCUCUUAUGUACAAUCUUUAUCACAAUAAAUAUAAUUGGUAUUAUCACACUGUUCCUCAAAGACAUAUGAAUGACCGUACUAUGUACUGGCCUCGAGGUCGUGUUCUUGGUGGAAGUUCAUCUUUAAAUGCCAUGGUUUAUAUUCGAGGUCAUCCGUUAGAUUAUGAUAGAUGGGAAUCUGAGGGUGCUGACGGUUGGAAUUAUGCAAACUGCUUGCCAUAUUUUCGCAAAGCUCAGACUCAUGAACUCAAUGGGAAUCAAUAUAGAGGUUCUGAUGGUCCAUUAUAUGUAUCCAGAGCUAAAACUAAUCACCCAUUACAUUCAGCCUGGAUUGAGGCAGGAAAACAGGCUGGUUAUCCGUUUACUGAUGAUGUAAAUGGGUAUCAACAAGAGGGCGUGGGCUACUUUGAUAUGACGAUUAAACACGGCGAAAGGUGUUCAACUUCCACAGCUUAUUUACAUCCAGCUAUGAAGUCUAGUUCUAACUUAACUGUUGAAACAAAUGCAUUAGUCAUGCAAAUACUCUUUGAAAAUAAAAGGGCGGUUGGUGUAAAAUACAGCAAAAACGGCCAAGUUCAUGAGGCUAGAGCGGAAUCUGAAGUGAUCUUAUCAGGAGGAGCUAUAAACUCACCACACUUACUAAUGUUAUCGGGGAUUGGUGAUGUAGAUUAUUUACGCUCAAUUGGAAUAGAUGCUUGGCAUCAUUUACCUGGUGUUGGACAAAAUUUACAAGAUCAUUUAGAAUUAUACGUCCAACAGGCUUGUAAAAAGCCAAUAACACUUUACAAAGCUCAAUGGAAAUAUCCACAUAUUAUGGUUGGGAUCGGUUUAAAAUGGAUAUUAUUCCGUCAGGGCUGGGCGGCAACAACUCAUUUAGAAAGUGGUGGUUUUGUAAGAACAGAAGCAAAUAUUUCUCAUCCUAACAUUCAGUUUCAUUUUCUUCCAUCGACAAUACAUGAUCAUGGACGUAAAAUGGGUGGUCAGCAUGCAUUUCAAGUGCAUGUAGGACCAAUGAGGUCAAGAAGUCGUGGCCAAAUUUUACUAUCUCCUGAAAGUCUAGGUUUUGCUCCAAAAAUAGACCCAAAUUAUUUAGCCUGUGAAACUGAUCGAGCUGAAAUGAGAGCAGCCAUACGUUUGUCACGAGAAAUAUUUGCUCAGCCUGCAUUAGCGAAAGAAUUUGCAGGCAAAGAACUGGCUCCAGGCGAGGAUAAAGUAUCAGAUUCUCAACUGGAUGAAUUUGUACGUUCUUUUGGUGAUAGUGCAUACCAUCCUUCUUGCACUUGCCGUAUGGGUAAAAAUCCUGAUGGUCGUAAAGCCGGAAGUGAUGAUGAAAUACACUGUGGUUAUUUGGGUAAUGGUAGAAUAGAGGCAGCAGUUACGCAAUCAAACUGUAAAGUAUGGGGUAUUGAAAAUCUUCGUAUUGUUGAUGCAAGUAUAAUGCCAUCAAUUGUUUCAGGUAAUUUAAAUGCACCUGUCAUAAUGAUGGCUGAAAAAGCUGCAGAUAUUAUUAUCAGUUCUCGAGAUGGUGUUUCAGUUGUUUUGCCAGCUGAUACAAAUUCCUCCUAUUGGAAACCACAGCAUCCUGAUAAACAACGUGAUGGUGUUCCACUUGUAUCCCAUCAUUUGAUUUAACUAAUAUGAAGAUAAAGAAAAAUUGAGAAAAUCUAUUCAGUAUAUUAAUUCCCUUGUUUUAGACAUACUAUUUAUAAAACACACAUUAUCACACUCCCGAAAAACAGUUGCUUUCAAAUAAAUGCCUUACUUGUAUUUCUUAUUUCUUUUUUGUCAAAGACUUCUAAAGCUCUUGAUAAUAGUAUUUUUUUUUAAAACUACAUUUCCAUAUUGAAAGUGCUUAUAUUGAAAUUACAGGAAAUCCCAUUGAAUUAGAUUUUUCCAAAUAUCCACGUUUUAUUUUAUUUUAUUUUUGUUCCGUUUUGUUAACUUGAUAACAGUUUUGAUGAUUAUUGCAAUUUCAUAUAAUAGAAUGAUAAUAAAUAAAGUGAUGAUUUAACUAUAUAUUUUUUCAAAAGUGAAAUAUGACUUCGUCAGUCUUCUACAACUAAUAUUAUGCUAAUUUUUCUAAAGAAUCAUUCUCGUAAGAAAC